Messenger RNA from Culicoides brevitarsis, 2067 nucleotides. RefSeq names its product heat shock protein 68-like. The record is from RefSeq and is a predicted model, not a curated record. NCBI's taxonomy places the organism in Eukaryota, Metazoa, Arthropoda, Insecta, Diptera, Ceratopogonidae. The transcript has 2 exons. Gene Ontology annotation, molecular function: ATP-dependent protein folding chaperone; ATP binding. The coding region runs from base 127 to 1944 and encodes 605 amino acids. Gene Ontology annotation, cellular component: cytoplasm; nucleus; cytosol.
AAUCAAGAAAUUCCCAGCAAUUUUCACGAAAUUCUUCAUGAAAACCUCACAAAAUUCAAGAAAUUUGCACGUAAAAAAUUCGUAGCUAGUUGAUUACGUCAAACAUCGUGAAAUUUUUAUCAAAUUAUGAGUCAUCCACCGAUAGGAAUCGAUCUCGGAACAACGUACUCCGCAGCAGCUGUUUAUCGCAACGGAAAGCCCGAAAUGAUCGUCAAUGACCAAGGAAGUCGUUCGAUGCCUUCGUGUGUUGCUUUCACACCCAAUCGACGCUUCUUUGGCGAAGGUGCUGUCCGACAAGCGGCUUUGUUUCCCGAAAAUUCAAUCUAUGGCAUUAAACGUCUGAUCGGUCGAAAAUUUGAUGACCCGGAGGUGCAAGAGAACAUUAAAGCAUUUCCGUUCAAAAUUCUGAACAACAACGGCGAAAUUGCGAUUGAGGUCAACGAUAAAGGAAAAAUACUUUGCUUGUCAGUAGAGGAAAUUUCCGCGAUGAUUCUCGAAAGCUUAAAAAAAAUGGUCGAAUUGGUUCUGGAUAUGCCAAUAAAGGAUGUCGUCAUCACGUGCCCAGCAAAUUUUGAUAAUGCACAACGCGAAUCGACAAUGGCAGCUGCCAAAAUUGCCGGACUCAACGUUAUUCGGAUGAUGAAUGAACCCACCGCUGCCGCAUUGUCCUACGGAUGGAGUCUCGUGAAUGUCGAUUGCGAAACGGUUUUAGUGUUUGACUUUGGGGGCGGCACUUGUGACAUUUCAAUUUUAAAAAUUCACAAUAACGACUACAAAGUACUUGUGACGACGGGCGAUGUCUAUCUGGGAGGCGAGGAUUUCGACAAACGAAUGGUGGAGUACUUUGUAGCAGAAUUCAAGCGCAAAUACAGGAAAGAUAUCUCUGGAGACAAAUCGUUGAUGCGCAAAUUGAAGAUUCUGUGUGAGGCCGCGAAAAAACAGCUUUCUGUCGUUAAAAAGACCGAAUUCACGCUUGAAGAUGCCUUUUUGGUUGGCAAGAUAAACCGAUCAACUUUCGAAAAAUUGAACAUGGAUUUGUUUGAAAGAGCAAUCAAACUAGUGGACACAGCUUUAGAGGACGGAGGUCUCAAAAAAGAGAAUAUCGAUGAAGUGGUUUUGGCUGGUGGCAGUUCCAAAAUUCCAAAAAUGCAAGAAAUGAUCAAGGAAUAUUUCGGUGGUCGCAUGCUUUACACAAAAAACAAUCCGGACGAUGCGGUAGCCGAAGGAGCUGCCAUUCAAGCUGCUUUGAUUCAAAAUAUGGUUAGCGGAACACGAAAAGGGACGACAAUUUCUGAGGUCUGUCCAUUAUCCAUUGGUAUUCGUACGUUUGGAGAUCGAUUUCUGACGUUCGUCGAACGAAAUUCAGUUUAUCCGAUUAAAGCUGUUAACCUUGUACAAACAACAAAACCGAAUCAAAAGGUAAUGCAUGUGGAAGUUUACGAAGGACAGCGGAUCAUCGCUUCUCAGAAUCGACUUUUGGGUGCGCUCGAUGUUUUGGAUAUUCCGCCCGGUGCACGCGGAGAGCAAACAAUUUUGAUAACAUUCGAUGUCGACGAGAAUGGCAUCACGAAAGUUACCGCACAAGUACAAAGCACUGGAAAAAUAUCGAAUCUCACGAUACUCAAAAAGGAUCGUUUGGGAAAAGAUGAUGCCGAUAAGGUCGUUUCAGAAGCGAAAAACUUCCAUCUCGAAGAUGAAGCGCACCGUAAAAAGUUUGAAAAUCUCAAAUUAUUUCAAAAUUUUUUAUGGGACAUGGAACGAAGCGUAAAUUCAUUGAGAUCUGAAGACGUCAAACGUAAAGGAAAACAAUUGAUUGAAAGUACAUUUGCUUGGCUUGACGACUGGACCGUAUCUUCGCCGAAAACUGCAGAAUUCGACAAGAAGAAAGAAGUCAUUCAAUAUUUUUGGAAUCAACACUCAGUAAAAAAGCAGCGUAUUAAUUGAAUAUUUUACUUUUCAAAAGUAUUUUCUUUGACUAUAUUUUUUGUAAAAAUUGUUUUACAACUAAAUCCAUUCAUGUUCCUUAUAAUUAGUAUUUUUUAAGACAAAUAUUUUCAAAUACGUUUG